Molecule: messenger RNA, 309 nt
Organism: Prunus armeniaca (apricot)
Lineage: Eukaryota; Viridiplantae; Streptophyta; Magnoliopsida; Rosales; Rosaceae
Source: the annotation of a GenBank genome assembly
AUGAUCAGCGGCGGUACACCGAUUGUUGAUUCUAGCAACCAGUUUGUCAAAAAUUAUGUACGUGUCGUUCGGCGCCCACAUAUCCUCAGCCUCACUAAAGGGCGCAAUAGGAAAAUCUGGCAAAUCAGAUGGGAACCCAUAACCUACUCCGAGGAAGAGGAGAAGGGCAUCAUUUUUCCCCACUCCGAUCCCAUGAUUGUUCGGGCCAACAUUGCUGAUUUUGACGUAGGCCGAAUCCUCGUCGACACUGAAAGUUCGAUAAACGAACUAUUUACCGAUGACUUCGCGGGCCUAGGAAUCAAACACUAA